UAAACCCCGCCUAUUCCUAAAAUGCGAUGUAAACCCUAAAUUGAGCCACACUGCUAGCCGUAUGCCUAAUAUUAACCUUUAAAUUAAGACAACAAAAAAAACAUGUGAUAUAACCUAUUUUUACUUUGUGUGUGUGAUAACUAGUGACAACCAGUCCUCAGCGAGAACCUGGAGCAUCUCAAGAUGGCGGUCGAACGGAGGAUGAGGAUGAUAUCGGGUCGGGGUUGUGUGUCUGUGUUUCUGGCGGUGUUGUGCACCUUCUCCGUCGGGACCUGCGACGAACAGGUGCCGCUGAUGCUAUGGACGAGUGAAGGGUCUGGUCUGCCGUCCCAGGCUGUUCCUGCUGCUGGUCACAUAGUGGGUGUCACUCAGCUGAGCUCAUACCUGGAGACCGCCCUGGGGUCCGCCCCGCGCAACGUACUGCUCUUCCUGCAGGACAAGAUGAGCAUUGAGGACUUCACCAUGUACGGAGGGGCGUUUGGCAACAAGCAGGACAGUGCCUUCCCUAACCUUGAGGGGGCGCUCCUCUCCAGCCCUUCCCCAUUGGUCCUGCCUGCCGUGGCCUGGCCAGCAUCCAGUGCUGUGAUCGGUCAACUCCAGGACCAAUUAGACACCUCUCCUCUCUACAUGGAACCAGAGACACUCAGCCAGCUACGACUCAACGCAUCUACCCCCGCCCUGCUGGUCUUCAGACUACCCUACAGCACCGGAUCUGAUCUGAUGUCUGCUAAGGAGGUUCUCAAUGGAAAUGAUGAGGUGAUUGGACAGGUGAUGAGCAUUAUGAAGAGCCAGUCUGUCCCCUACACUGCCGUCUACACUGCAAUGAGACCCUCACGGGAGGUGUCACCAUCUCUGUCUAUGGAUAUGGAGGCUGGUGUGGGAGGAGGGCGCUCCCUAUUGCAGUACGGAGACAGAAAGAGGGAGAGAGACAGACAGCGGGAGAGAGAAAGAGGAGAGAAACUAGUCAAGGAGAAGACAGGAGUCUACCCUCCAGUUGAGUUUAAGGAGGGCGGAGCCGGCUGUAUCAUGCUGUGGGCGGAGAACCUGACCGUGAGCGUGCUCCGUGGUGGUCGUUGGGAACGACACGACCUCACCUCUCUGACCUUUGGCGAGGGCGUGACCCCUAGGCUCCAGGGCUCCCUCUGCAACCAAUCACACUCCAGUCUGGUUCUAAACUAUGAGAAUAUCCUGGGACACCGUUCCUUCAAACUAGUGUUUGCCAUGUCCCAGCGCCACUACAAGGUGUCAGCUCGCCGCUGGUUCACGCUAGACGCCGUGGAGAUAGAAUACGACGGUCAGAAAGCAAUGUUUAACGGGAGCCGUAACGUGUACGCGCCGGCUGAGUACUCCUACCGCUGUCAGUCAGUCACUAACUUCAGAUACCCCCUGCUGGUUCCGCGCACCUCCAAAGACCCUGCUAACCAGUGGAGGGUCUCCUUCACUGACUUCCAGAUCCAGGGUUUCAACGUGGCAGGGGGAGAGUUCUCCUAUGCCAGUGACUGUGCAGGGUUCUUCAGUCCUGGUAUCUGGAUGGGACUGCUCACCAGUCUACUGAUGCUCAUGGUCCUGACCUACGGCCUCCAUAUGAUCAUGCAGCUACACACCAUGGACCGUUUUGAUGACCCCAAGGGACCUGCUAUCUCCGUACCACAGACUGACUAACACACAUACCACAAGCAAAUAAUGUCCCAAACACACACAGACAGACAGACAGACAGACAGACAGACAGACAGACAGACAGACAGACAGACAGACGUGGUCCCAGACAGACAGACAGACAGACGUGGUCCCAGACAGACAGACGUGGUCCCAGACAGACAGACAGACGUGGUCCCAGACAGACAGACAGAUGUGGUCCCAGACAGACAGACAGAUGUGGUCCCAGACAGACAGACAGAUGUGGUCACAGACAGACAGACAGACAGAUGUGGUCCCAGACAGACAGACAGACGUGGUCACAGACAGACAGACAGACAGACAGAUGUGGUCACAGACAGACAGAUGUGGUCCCAGACAGACAGACAGACAGACAGCUGUGGUCCCAGACAGACAGACAGACAGAUGUGGUCCCAGACAGACAGACAGAUGUGGUCCCAGACAGACAGACAGACAGACAGACGUGGUCCCAGACAGACAGACAGACGUGGUCCCAGACAGACAGACAGACAGACAGACGUGGUCCCAGACAGACAGACAGACGUGGUCCCAGACAGACAGACAGACAGACAGGGUCCCAGACAGACAGACGUGGUCCCAGACAGACAGACAGACAGACAGGGUCCCAGACAGACAGACGUGGUCCCAGACAGACAGACAGACAGACAGACGUGGUCCCAGACAGACAGACGUGGUCCCAGACAGACAGACAGACAGACGUGGUCCCAGACAGACAGACAGUGGUCCCAGACAGACAGACAGACAGACAGACGUGGUCCCAGACAGACAGACUCUGUGGUCACAGAGGGAUGAAUAUUUAUGGUAGAGAAGGGAGGAAUCUGUUACUGAGGGGAAUAAGGGAUGAAUAUUUAUGGUAGAGAAGGGAGGAAUCUGUUACUGAGGGGAAGGAGGGAUGAAUAUUUAUGGUAGAGAAGGGAGGAAUCUGUUACUGAAGGGUGUCAGUCUAUCCAUCAUUCCUGUCUUUGUCAUUUUGGUGUGAAGGCUGAUAUUACAUGCUGCUGUUCUUUAGUGAAUACAGCCCAUGUUGUAAACACUGACUGAAAUGGAAUUAAACAGUGACUUCAAUAAGGGAUCAUAGCUUUCACCUGGAUUCACCUGAUCAGUCGCUGUCAUGGAAAAGAGCAGGUGUUCUUAAUGUUUUGUACGCUCAGUAUAUAUGUAUUGUGUUUGACCUUGUGAUUGUAUCUUUAUCGUAGCCUAGGUUAGUAGCGUAUAGGUUAACUAGGGCCACGUCUGAAAUGGCACCCUAUUCUGUAAAGUGCCGUCUGAGACGUGACCCAGGUUUCACUAAAGUUGUUUAAUGUGUGCAGUAUGACAGGGAGUUACUCUAGGCUCCAACAGGGGACUAAAGGGUUACUGUGAGAGGAGGUUGAGGCACGGAGACGAACCAGACGGGGGUCAGAGGUUAGGGUUAGAUGACCUACCUUGUUUACUGAUUUCAAGUUGUUCUGUGGUUUAUAUGAGUUGUUAGAGGAAGGCUUGUCUUGUCGAGUCAUGAUAUCAUUAUGGUUCAUAUAUUCUAAUAUUAGUAGUGUCCUGUGUGACUGUCAUGGUGCUGCUGUGAUUAACCCCAAUAAAGCCUUGAAUGAACAACGUCAA
This is a messenger RNA of Oncorhynchus nerka (sockeye salmon), 3277 nucleotides long. Its product is annotated as V-type proton ATPase subunit S1-like. The record is from RefSeq and is a predicted model, not a curated record. NCBI's taxonomy places the organism in Eukaryota, Metazoa, Chordata, Actinopteri, Salmoniformes, Salmonidae. Bases 184 to 1662 code for a protein of 492 amino acids. The transcript has 10 exons.